Messenger RNA from Musa acuminata subsp. malaccensis (wild Malaysian banana), 1440 nucleotides. Its product is annotated as transcription factor WRKY19. Gene Ontology annotation, molecular function: DNA-binding transcription factor activity; transcription cis-regulatory region binding. Gene Ontology annotation, biological process: regulation of DNA-templated transcription. Lineage: Eukaryota; Viridiplantae; Streptophyta; Magnoliopsida; Zingiberales; Musaceae. Gene Ontology annotation, cellular component: nucleus. The record is from RefSeq and is a predicted model, not a curated record.
UUUCUUUGGACUUUAAUCCUGGCCUUAUUAUAUACCAUCCCUUCCCUCCCUGUUCUCAUCAUCUCCCAUCACACACACACACACUCUAUCUCUCUGGUUUCAGCUUGGUGAGAUUGAGAUGCUUGUGAGCCACUUUUCCUUGUGAAUUCAGCUGGAUUUGUACCAUCUCUUUCUUUUCCUGGACUUAAGCAGAGAGCUCUGCUUAGUAGCCCGACAUGGAGAAGGACCAAUGCCUUCUGCUGGCCGAGCUAGCUCGAGCUCGGAAGCUGGUGGGACAGAUGGAAGCUGAACUCCAUCGACAUUCUGCAAACGAGUCCUGCAAGGCACUGCUCCGGGAAUUGUUCGCCUCGAUUGAGAAGUCCAUUUGCAUGGCUAAGACAAGCAGACCAGACUCUUCCCGCCCCUCCUCAGGCGAGAGCUCGCAGAGCGAUCCGUCCAAACCAGGCUUCAAGGAUCACACGCCGAAGAAGAGGAAGACAUUGCCCAAGUGGACUAGCGAGGUGAGAGUGAGCUCAGCCGCCGGAGGAGUCUUCGAAGGGCCUGUCGAUGAUGGCUACAGCUGGAGGAAGUAUGGCCAAAAGGACAUCCUCGGAGCCAAACAUCCAAGAGGCUAUUACAGAUGCACGCACCGAGUCGCUCAGGGUUGCCCGGCAAUGAAGCAGGUGCAGCGAUCGGACGAGGACCCGCUGCUCUUCCAUGUGACCUACCAUGGGAUGCACACAUGCCUUCGGAAGCAGGGGCAAAAGCAGCGGCGACCAAAGGAAGACGAGCAUCAGACAGGGCUCAGAGUUGAGGCUUCCUCCCUUUCCUUCUCCUUCGAAUCGGGACUGGAAGCUGCGGCAGCGAGGGAGAACAUGUUUGCCUCACCCGCAACAAUCGAGAACUGUUUCAGUAGCUCGACCUCUCCCACCUUUCAGUCGCCGGCGGCGUCCGACUCGACCUUCUUCUCGCUCUCUCGAUGCGUAUUCGAAGACGGAAUCAAGCUCUGGAGCCCGGAAUCCGAAGUGACAGAGAUGGUAUCAGGAGCUAAUUCUGCCGCCAAUCCCCCUGCGGUGGACAUGGAUUUCAUGCUCCAAGAGCUGGACUUCGAGGCGGACUUCUCCAGCUUCUUCUCAUGAGACCCGGAACAGAAUCCAAUUCGUUACACUCACUACACAACAGUAGCUGCUCUGCUGCUGAUGCUGAUGUAUCCAGAAGCUGAGGUUGCCUGCAUAAAUUCUUGAACUAAAUUGUGCAUAAUUUUCGCUCCUUUGAUCGAUCGAGGAUUGACCAACGAAGAUCGGUUUGCAUUAGUUGUCAGUAAAUCCAUAAACAACACUCCACAGUGUCAAAUAGUUGGAAAGGUUAAUGUGACGCGAUGCGAGGAGAAGAUGGAUGAACAGUCGUAAACAUUGUAGGAUCAAAAAUUCCUUGGAAAUCAUAUGCUGCCAUUCACGAACA